Messenger RNA from Sphaeroforma arctica JP610, 306 nucleotides. RefSeq lists its product as hypothetical. Bases 1 to 306 code for a protein of 101 amino acids. Gene Ontology annotation, biological process: protein phosphorylation. The transcript is spliced from 3 exons. Lineage: Eukaryota; Ichthyosporea; Ichthyophonida. The record is from RefSeq and is a predicted model, not a curated record. Gene Ontology annotation, molecular function: protein kinase activity; ATP binding.
AUGUUUGCUGAGGAAAUCCAAUUGCUGCAACAGUUGGAGCAUGUUAACAUUGUGCGCGUCCUUGGCGCGUCGCGUGGUAUGCUACCGUCCAACGGCAGUCACGAUGAGAAGCCAGCCUCUCAAUUGUGCAUGUUACUGGAGUAUCUAGAUAUGGGCGAUCUCCAAACGUUUUUAAAGAAGAAGGACGGCACUUUGCCGCUCAAUUCCUUAAUUUGGUUCUCAUCUGCAGAUCCGGGUACAGUUAUAUGUGUGUGUGCAGCUCACUUUACCAAUUACGAUGAGUUUGUAUACUUCCAUAAACCCUAG